GUCGCGAUCGGCUUCAUCCCAGCUGCCAUGGAACGAGUCAGGAAAGCCUUCUUCAACCCUCUCGCAACCUCGAAGGCCCAGAUUCAAACGAUCCUUGAAGAUCUCCCGGUCGGCUCUGCACACCCAUUCAGCCCGGAGAAAAUCCUUCUUUGUCGGACAGAAAAUGGCAUCGAAGAAAUCGAUAUCUCUUCCUACCCGGAAGACUUCUUUUUCAAUGCCAUGGACUUGGGCGAGAUGGGCGAGGUCCUUCUAAGGCGAAUGGCCGGCUUCGAGGAUCAUCUGAAGGUAUUUGAGGACUUUCAAAUUAUGCAAGCACCAGCACCAACAUUCAAGAUCCCUGUCGUCUCAGAUCAAAUUACGAUUCUGGCAGUAUCAGAACGAACACCCACUUACUACGACUUCUGCUUCGCGGAUAAAUCGUGUAAUGCAUGCUGCUGGCUUGCAAGAACUACCUUCCCGGGAAUCACCCACAGUGGAGAUAUUCUCAAUGGAAAGGAUCUCCUCGAUUACGUCAAGAUCAACCAGAACUCUCUAACAGAGAAAGAAAUCUGCGUGUUUAUCUCCGGCUAUCAGUCUACACUCAUCACAAGGUUCCUGGGAACACACCCUGCUUUGCUAGUCGCCGAUCAUGUGGAAAAGAUUCUUUACAUCAUCCCGGUGCCCUUAGACGCAGCGACAAUCGGAGACGCAACCAUCUGUUGCCCGUUGGUAAUAAAACGCGAUGGAGACUCGUUGAUUUGUUCGAUAUUACCCGCCGCAACCACGGACCGGAACAUGAUGUGCCACAGUGACAAGCUGGUCAGCCCUGCCUUCCCAGAAGCAAUUAAACGCGCCGACUUCACUAUUUCUACUCCCGAAUCGACUACACGGAAAACAGUUCCAGUGAUUGAAUCAGUCAAACAGGACACAGCGUUGAAUUCAGAAAGCCUGCAGAAGGUCAUCAUGAAAGAAAAUGUCGUAUUCACCACCCAUUCAGUCACUCUUCCUUUUUUCAUUGAUUUGGAGAAGACACAGAUCAUAGAGUUCGGCACCAGUCUUGAGUUCAAACUACUAGACGAGGAGGUACCCACAAGAGAGGAGCAGUCCGCUGUUGUUCUCCCAUGCAUCUUUGGAGCCGAGCUCCAGGGCCCAAUUCUACUUGCAACCGGAACAGUCCCUUUAAAUGUCCCAUUUUCCAAUGAAGAUGCCCUCCGGGACUACUACAAGCAACUCAAAAAUGCUGUGGUGAUUGUCGACGAACGAAUGACAGACAAUGCUCGGAAUCUUGCACCCACCUACCGAAUCAAUGCACUCUUCAUUGUUCAAAUCAAGCCAGAAACAGAGCCCAAGGAUAACAAUGGUGUUCUUUCGUUGAUGAAUUCGGCGAAUAUCAAUGCAGUGACGGCACUUGCUGGACCACAGUCUUUGAUUCUGGUUCAGAUCUCCGAGAAGUACUACUUCUACAGAGGCAUUGCCAAUCGAGCACAUCUCAAUACGUCGAGACUAGCAUUUGGCUCAGAUAUGACAACUGUACUCGAGUCUGUGGGCAUUGACUCUAUCCUAGACCCGAGGAUAGACCGAAUCAUUAACCUCGCUGACGCAAAUUCGAUCAUCCUCCCCACUACCGGCCAGUUGGUGCAACCCCAAGAUCUACAGAAGUUGUUCGAUGAAAUUUCAGUCGAUCGGAUCCAAAACCUGGAAGAAGACAUAUCUGCUGUAAUUCCACAGCUCCAGGUGCUUCUGAACCAGAAAGACAUACAAGAACUCUCCAGUUCCCUGGUGGCUGCACUCUCCGCUAAAAUCAGCGUCGUUGCAGCCCCAUUGAGAGACGACUACACCAAAUUCCUGAUGCAUGAACACCGUGCUGGAGAUCCAAAAUCCGUGCAGAAGAAGAAUAAUAUGCUCGGUGAAUUGAGAAAGAUCACAAAAGACAUGCAAAAAGCCCUUGAGCCGGUGAUCUCAUGCCUGGCUAACAUGAUAUCUUCUCAAACGACUUCGAAGCGAACGCACGAUCUGAAGCGCCUUGUUCGCCAAACCACCAUUCAAAAUAAUGUUGAGGCAGUGAAGUCCAUGACUUUUGAAACUCUUUCGGGGUACCUUGAGACAUACGCGGGAGAUAUGGGUGUGAUGCUUUUGAACAUUGAGACGACGCUUUAUCAUGAGCUUUUGGGUAAUUUGAACCACACGACCAUUGAUGCUAGCGAAUGCUGCGCCCUCGACUCGAGAAUCCUGCACCUGGAAGGAUUCGACGCCGGCAUCAUCGUAGAACAGUCGCAAGCCAAUCAUGACGGUCCACUGAAAAGCGCCGUAGGACCCUCCCAGCCCAUCUUGGCAUUACCAUACCUGAGCCAAUCAUCAGGAACCGGAUCAAUGCUUGCCUGGGUCUGCUGGGAUGAAUUCGUCAACCUGAAAAGCCCCUACACAGUGCGAUGGAUGGAGAAAUGCAAUGAACCGCACAUCGCUGCACUUCGAAUCAUCAUGAGGAACACGCUUGCACAAGCGGUUUCGUCCAGAGAAUAUGAUAUUCAACCCGAAAGCCCGGUGACUGGUCGUUUGAUGAGCGCCCUGUUAAUGGCCGCCAUGUCGAAGCUCGCGGCGAUGAGGACUUCGAAGCCCAUGGAACUAGAGAAAGCCGAGGAUACUGUCACAAGGCUAAUGCGCGGGCUUUUUGGUAAUCUCUUGACAAUCGCCGGCUCAGGAGUGCGUCCCCUCAGCAUGGUCUGGCAACUCUUCGGGUUAAAUCCCCAAAACGACCUUCCCACAAGCCCCGCUGACUGGAUCUGGUAUGAAACCGUCGUUGCACUUUACCCGUACACAGGCUGGCCACUCCGACAAUUCUAUGGGAAUCUGGAAAAACUUCUCGACAAAGCCAUCGUCCGAGUGGUGACCAAGAACGAAAAUGUGGCCAUUAUCAAAGCAAAUCGCAUGACUGAAAUGGUGAAGUUCUGCAAGCUGAGAAAUAUCCAGCUCGCGCAUUCACGGACUAUCAUCACUGUCUUCAUGCGCAUGCUUACGACGGAGGAUAUUGAUCUCCAGCCCGUCGCGGCGCGGCUGCUCGCGCAGCUGCCACUUAAACUUGAGAAACAGUCGCAAGGCUACACUAGGAUGAUCGGUUACUUAAAGCAUCUUGGAGAGGGAGGUGAACGGCGCGCCAACGAUGAUCUCAUCGCGGCAAGCGUCUACACCUCGCGAUCCGCGGCUUUCGCAGAACUAAAGAAGCAAGUCUCCGAAGCAUGCAAGAGUAAAGAUUGGGCACGGAUGAAAGAAGCCUGCCAGAGGCUAAUGAUCACACAUAAUGGAAUCGCGGCGCUUUGGCGCGUCAAGCCCGAAUCGCUGAAAGUUCAAAACAUUAAGGUGUACAAAGCGCUGUCAUCUGCGGACUUUGACGAAAUUGACGAGGACACUCAGUCCAACAACCUCAAACUCACGAGACAGGUUCUCGGCGAUGCGGAGAUUAAGCGUGUUCCGUGGCAAGUUGGGAAGAAGGAUCAAUUCGGCGGUAACAUCGAGCCUCUCGACGAAGAAUUCAUUCAUGAGAUUUUGACGGGGAAGAAGCUGGAGCCAGCACCCCCUGCUACUGCCGAUGAUAUUCCAGGGAAAGAGGAAAAGGCCAUGAUUGAAACGAAAGAUGAAUUCGCGGAAUUCGCAUCGUCUUUGCAGGCGGAAUUCAUCAAGACAAUGCAGAAGCCCCUCUCCGCCGAAGAAGUCUGCGACGUUAUGAAUGUUCCUGUCUCCGCGAUGCGUGUUUUUGCUAAGGCUUUGAAUCCAGAUCUUGUUUGGGAAGAUCUGGCGGUGAAUUUCAAGCGCGUUAUCUUGGAGUUGGUGAAGGAUCGAUCGAGUCGGGCUGAGAGUCGACCUGUUAGGAGGUUAUUGCAGAUUGAGGUUGGGAAGAACUUGCAGAUCGAGGAGUGA
Penicillium subrubescens is the source of this 3891-nucleotide messenger RNA. RefSeq lists its product as uncharacterized. The record is from RefSeq and is a predicted model, not a curated record. The annotation marks the transcript as partial. The transcript is spliced from 5 exons. NCBI's taxonomy places the organism in Eukaryota, Fungi, Ascomycota, Eurotiomycetes, Eurotiales, Aspergillaceae.